UGCAGCGAAGAGCAACUCUCCGAAGAGUUGAAAACCAAGCGGAUUUGCCGGUUCUGCUUGAGCCAGGAGGAACCGCUGAGCGACAUCUUCGCUAGCAUUACUCCGACCGGGGCCGGCGGUAGCAAAACAGCCAAAACUACGACGCCCCUGACGCUGCAGAUAAUGGCCUGUGUUUCGAUUGAGGUGUAUAAAGAUGAUGGCAUGCCAAGCACCAUUUGCGAUAACUGUCGCCAUUUGAUGGAUCAUUCCUAUCGGUUCAAACAGAUUUGCAAAAAGGCGGAUACCCUCCUGAAGUCAUAUCCAAUUACGGGGGUAUGGCCGGAAAAGCUCCAUGUUCCUGUUAAUCUUUUCAAGACCCUUUCGGUGGAAGCCGCACCUAAGCCAUCAAUUCGGUACCUUCCAGUUCAGGAAAAGUCCCCUUCAACUUCAAAUGCCACUAAAAUAGGUCGCGUUGUUACCAAAUCAGCAGUCGAACAUCACGCAGCGCCUUCUACAGCGAGUGCCUCCUCUGUGGAACAAUACAUAGUCACUGGCACCCCUAAUGAGACACGCCUGCAAAUCGGACAGGUGGAGGAGGACGUUAAACCAAAAAUCGUUAAGUUGAGCAUCGAAGAUUUGCGGAACAUUAAACAAGGAAAAUCGAUAAGCAAAGCAAAUCUCUUACAGAAAACGUCACCAGCAUCUAAGCGUAGUGAAACUAAUUCCACAAAAGCUUCAGCCACCGGAAAAUCGUUACCGGAGAAGAGAUCUCCUGUGAAAAUCAUAAACGGCAGUCUGGGGAGUGCGAGUAAAGCUCCGGUAAUUUUGAACAGCAUGAAACCACCCAACAAAACGGAAGAGCACAUUGUCCAAACCAGUGAUGGGACGCUGGAGAUUGUGUGCAUUGAAUCUCCCCAGGAACCGGCGCCGGAACCGGUUAACCCGAUGAAAACGGCUCCCCCGGUCGAAACCCACGUUUAUCCCUGCACCGAAUGUGAGCGGACAUUCCCGUUGCGUCAGCUGUUGGAAAUUCAUCAGCAAAAUCACAACCGAGAACGGAACUACCCGUGUGAGAUGUGCGACAGGCGCUUUUUCAGCAAAUACGAUUUGUCCAAACAUAAUCUUACGCACACCGGCGAGCGACCGUUUGUUUGCAUAAUCUGUAAGGCGGCUUUCUCCCGAUCCACACUUCUAACUCGCCAUCAGAAGAUACACAAAGAUCAGCCAAAGUUCCUGUGCAUGUACUGCGAACGGACGUUCCUAUCCAACGAAGAGUUGCAGAAACACAUGGAGUUUCACAAGAAGAAACGACCCUUCCAGUGUCAGAAAUGCCCUAAGACCUUUGCCUACAAGCAGGGUCUGGAACGGCACGAGGUUACCCACGAGACGAAUCUUCCCUUCCCUUGCGAGCACUGCGAUUUGAGUUUUGCUUCGGCUAGCAAACUGGCGCGGCAUCUGACGGCUCACGCUGGAGCUCGACCCUAUCCGUGUCGAAUGUGUUUAAGGUCCUUCAUGCUGAGCCAUCAUCUGACGAGACACGUCCGCUCGCAUCAGGGCGGCAAAGGUGCAUACAAGUGUAACGAAUGUGCCGCUAUGUUUGACAACCAGGACGAUUUGAUUUACCAUUCGGCUGAGCAUGCAACUCAAAGUUUAACAUGCCCGUUGUGUCGGGAGCGCUUUGAAACCCUGGAACAAGUUACGGAACACAUCAAGGAGCACUCGGAGGGAAUUCAGUUCGCAUGCGAUUAUUGUGAUUUGUUGUUCACGACGGAGCAAAAGCUGGAUGAUCACUGCCAGCAGGAACAUUUGGCCGUUCUGGCCAUGGAGCGCACGGAAAUGAUUCAGAAUACUACGGAUGAGUCGGACAGUGCGCAACAAUUCGUAAUCGAAGAGAUUUCCAUCGAGAAGGAUGGAAGCCAAACGAUAACAACCUUUGUGGACGGAAAGGAGAAGGAGAAGAAAUUUAUCCAGAAAGAUCAAGUGUUCAAGAGUGAAAUUGUGCUGCCGGAUAUCCCAGUGCGAACGGAGGAGGAAUAUAACGAAGAAGCUUGUGAAGGCGAAGAGUAUUACGACGAAGAAGAAUUGGACGACGAGAUGGAGAGAGCAUCAAAUGACAUAACGAUAAAAGACGAAAAACUUGAACCAGUUAGUAAACCACCAGAAAAGCAAGUGACAAAAUCUUCACCGGUUGAUAACAAGAAAUCAACACUGCAAAAACUGCAACCGAUCCUGAAAUCGGUAACGCCUCUAGUGACUGCUACUGCACCGAAAACUGUUGGAGAAGUUCUGAAAAAUCUUCCCAAAGGAAUGGUUGUCAAGCGACCAAUUGUGCCACCUACAGCCACAGCUACUACAAAUGAAAAGAAAGCUGAUCCUACUCCGGCAGUGGAAACUUCACCAUCUCCAUCAACACCCAAACCAGCUAUGGUACAAAAGAAAUUGCUUCCUUACAUGAAUGCAAAGCAACCUCCACAGACUCCUCUGGCUAAGAGUACCCCCAUAAAACCCAUCGAGACCACGAAAGCCACUACCAGAAGUAGUAGCAAGCGGCCAGCAGAAGACACGAAGUCACCGUCUCCGGUUAAAAAAGUAGCUGUGGAAGCUACCAGUACCAAAACUUCACCCUCCACGACAGUGCCAACGCCGAAACCGGUGUUGAAACCAGUGCCCAAGCCGGGCUCUUCCAUGAAGAAGAGCAAAACAUUCGAAAUGAAGAUCGGCGACAAAAUGGUCAAAGUUCAGAAAGUGGUGAUGACCAAAGCCGAAGUUGCUGCUAUGGCACGCGAUGGUAAAAUCGAGAUGCAGGGCGACACCAUGAUACUGAAACAAGGUAAGGCUAAGAAGUAGAGAUUAAGCGAAAAAGUUCGUACUGUAAGGUUCAAUGUUUGUGGGAACUACGCCUCCAAAUAAUAAAGUUUUCUGAUGAAA
Aedes albopictus (Asian tiger mosquito) is the source of this 2907-nucleotide messenger RNA. RefSeq names its product zinc finger protein pita. Gene Ontology annotation, molecular function: zinc ion binding; DNA-binding transcription factor activity; RNA polymerase II cis-regulatory region sequence-specific DNA binding. Gene Ontology annotation, cellular component: nucleus. The record is from RefSeq and is a predicted model, not a curated record. Gene Ontology annotation, biological process: regulation of transcription by RNA polymerase II. NCBI's taxonomy places the organism in Eukaryota, Metazoa, Arthropoda, Insecta, Diptera, Culicidae.